This is a messenger RNA of Phymastichus coffea, 2465 nucleotides long. RefSeq names its product heat shock protein 70 A2-like. Gene Ontology annotation, cellular component: cytoplasm. Bases 16 to 2010 code for a protein of 664 amino acids. NCBI's taxonomy places the organism in Eukaryota, Metazoa, Arthropoda, Insecta, Hymenoptera, Eulophidae. The record is from RefSeq and is a predicted model, not a curated record. Gene Ontology annotation, biological process: protein refolding; cellular response to unfolded protein. The transcript is spliced from 2 exons. Gene Ontology annotation, molecular function: misfolded protein binding; ATP binding; heat shock protein binding.
GAGGCGCUUCAGUACAUGAAAAACAAUUAUACGAAUCACUACAAAGCUAACGAAACUUACGAAACAACAAAUACAAUGGCACCAGCUGUUGGUAUUGACUUGGGUACCACCUACUCAUGCGUAGGUGUUUGGCAACAAGGCAAAGUUGAAAUCAUCGCCAACGACCAGGGCAACAGAACAACACCAUCAUACGUUGCCUUCACCGACACCGAGCGUCUCAUCGGCGAUGCCGCCAAGAACCAGGUGGCGAUGAACCCAUCUAACACCGUGUUCGACGCCAAGAGGUUGAUUGGUAGAAAGUACGACGACCAAAAGAUCAAGAGCGACCUGAAACACUGGCCGUUCACAGUCGUCAAUGAUUGCGGCAAACCGAAAAUUGAGGUCGAGUUCCGUGGCGAGAGGAAGAGGUUCAGUCCAGAGGAGAUCAGCUCGAUGGUCCUGACAAAGAUGAAGGAAACAGCGGAAGCGUACUUGGGACAGAAAGUUAAGGACGCAGUUAUCACGGUUCCUGCGUACUUCAAUGACUCGCAGCGUCAGGCCACCAAAGACGCUGGAGCCAUCGCCGGUCUCAACGUGCUCAGGAUCAUCAACGAGCCCACGGCUGCGGCUCUGGCCUACGGCCUUGAUAAGAACCUCAGAGGGGAGAAGAACGUCCUCAUCUUUGAUCUCGGCGGCGGAACUUUCGACGUCUCAAUCCUCACCAUCGACGAGGGAUCGCUGUUCGAGGUGAAAGCCACGGCCGGCGACACCCAUCUCGGUGGCGAAGAUUUCGACAACCGGUUGGUCGAUCAUCUAUGCAAGGAGUUCGAACGUAAAUACAGGAAAGAUUUGAAGAAGAACGCGAGAGCACUCCGACGACUGAGGACCGCGGCAGAAAGGGCCAAACGCACUCUGUCAUCUAGCACUGAAGCGAGCAUCGAGAUCGACGCGCUCUACGAGGGUGUCGACUUCUACACCAAAGUCUCGAGAGCGCGCUUCGAGGAGCUGUGCGGCGACCUGUUCCGUGCCACUCUGGAGCCGGUCGAGAAGGCCCUUGCCGAUGCCAAGUUGGACAAGAGAUCUAUCCACGACGUCGUGCUCGUCGGCGGUUCAACACGCAUUCCGAAGAUCCAGAAUAUGCUACAAAAUUUCUUCUGUGGCAAGCAGUUGAACCUAUCCAUCAACCCCGACGAAGCAGUGGCCUACGGUGCGGCAGUUCAGGCCGCCAUCCUUAGUGGUGAGGGUGACAAGUGCACCACUCUUCAGGACGUGCUACUCGUAGACGUUGCGCCCCUGUCGCUCGGCAUUGAGACCGCCGGCGGCGUUAUGACCAACAUCAUCGAGCGCAAUGCUCGCAUCCCUUGCAAGCAGACGCAGACCUUCACCACGUACGCCGAUAACCAACCCGGCGUAACCAUCCAGGUGUACGAGGGCGAGCGCGCUAUGACAAAGGACAACAACCUGCUCGGUCGCUUCGAGCUCAGUGGUAUUGCGCCAGCUCCACGCGGCAUCCCCAAGAUCGAGGUCACCUUUGACAUGGACGCCAAUGGCAUCCUACAUGUCACCGCCAAGGACGAGGCUAGUGGUCGUAGCAACAACAUCCGCAUCACCAACGACAAGGGACGCCUGUCGCGGGCUGAGAUUGACCGCAUGCUCUCCGAGGCGGAGAAGUACCGCGAACAAGAUCAGGAGCAACGCGAGAAGGUAUCCGCUCGCAACCAGAUCGAGAGCUACGUGUUCUCGGUCAAACAGGCGGUGCAGGACAGCGGCAGCCGCCUCAGCGACACCGACAAGAACAUGGUGCUCAACCUGUGUGAGGACACCAUCCGCUGGCUCGAUAAUAACACCUUGGCUGAGAAAGACGAGUACAAGCAUAAACUGGAGGAGAUCCAGCGUCAAUGUUCGCCCAUCAUGACUAAGUUGCACUCGGGAGGCGCCUCGGCGGCCGGACCUCAGCAAAACUGCGGUCAACAGUUCCAACAGGCUGCAAAUAACAACUACUCAGGACCGACUGUCGAGGAAGUCGACUAAGCCCAACACCAUCGGGCUGCGUAAACACUACCAAGCUUCUUCCGGCUCCUACCAUCCGCGAGUCGUCGACGACGAUUUUAGUGUGCUAAGAUAUUGGCAGUAUCUCAUCGUUCAUUCCCAAGAGACAGAUCUAAUUAUUUUUCCAAAGUUGUUUCAUCGAUACGAAACGAAUUUAUAAGACUGUUAGAUUAAUUUUCAUGUCGGGGCUUUUUGAUUCAGUUUCAAUGGCUUUAUUUGGUAUUCAAGGCUGCUUUGCAAGCUCAGCAAUGAGUUUGUGAUCCAACUUCGGUUAUCAAAUUGGGUUUAUAGGGUCCGAAUCAAAAAGUCCUGUAACCAGUUUUAUCAGCUAUCUAUAACAUUUCUUUUUUUAGUUAUUUUAUAGACAGAUGGUUAAACUGGCUCUUCAUUGUGAUAUUCGUUAGAAAAGAAAUAAAUUAUUUAAUUUUUUUAUACAA